AGGCUUGUGAGUCGAGACCAGGACAGGGAGGGAUCACUCGCCAAUUAUGGCCACAGCCAAAACAGAUUCGACUUGGGGGAAAAAAAAAAAAUCAGUUAAAUUUGUUACCAAGCAAAUCAGAAUCUCUGCUCCGGCACACCUCCUCCCUCUCCUUCUUCACCGCCCUCGGGGUCUGCAUGGUUGUUUCUCUCGCAUCCUCCUCCUCCUCUCUCCGCUGCAGGUCUUUUUUUCAGCAGUCUUGCUGCCCCUUCUUAAAAAUGCUAUCACAGACGUGCUACCACCAUCGCUAAUAGACUCUGCCUUGGCCAGAGGCGGGUCUGGCUUGGAGCUGGGGAAGCUUUGAGCAGCUUCUGACCAGAGCCACCGCUGCUGUCCCUCCCCUGCUACCAAAACCCCGCCACACAAACCCAACAAAAUAUUGCAUAACACCCUGCCAGAAAGGGGCUGGAUCUCGGUUUAACCAAUGGCUUAGAGUCAGGAAGAGAAACCUCUCUCCUUCCUGAUCAUUCGAAAGUGAAACGAAGUUGGUCACUCCCCAUGGCAGCCAGAAUGUCUGUGGAAAACCUCCAGGAUGAAGCCUCCUGCUCCAUCUGCCUGGAGCUUUUCCAGGACCCCGUGUCCAUCCACUGCGGGCACAGCUUUUGCCGGGCGUGCAUCACUCGGAGCUGGGAAGGACUGACCACCAACUUCUGCUGCCCUCGGUGCAGGGAGACGGUGCCCCAGCAGAGCCUCCGACCCAACUGGGAGUUGGCCAACAUCAUUCAAGUAACCAAGAGCUUGAACCUCCAACCGGUCAGAGAGGUGGAAGGAGGGGAGAACUUGUGCAAGGAGCACCAGGAAGCCCUGAAGCUCUUCUGCGAAGAUGAGGAAAGGCUUAUCUGCGUGGUGUGCGACAAGUCCAAGGUGCACCGUAACCAUUCUGUGGUUCCCAUGGAUGAGGCUGCCCAGGAGUACAAGGAACGAAUUCAGACCCAACUGCAGUUUCUGAAAUUAGAGCAAGAGUCACUUCAAUAUGCCGUGGAGGACAGAGAAGACAGAGUCCAGCGCUACACUAAGACGACAGAGGCCGAAAAGCAGAAGAUUGUGACUGAAUAUAAGCAGCUGCACAAGUCCCUGGAGAAGCAGGAGUCCUUUUUGCUGGCCCAGCUGGAGCAGCUGGACACAGAGAUAAUGAACAUGCAUAAAGGAAUCCUCACCAGGCUUUCGGAGGAGACCACGAGCCUGGGCACGCUGAUCAGGGAGAUGGAGAGGAUAUGCCAGCAGCCAGACUGUGAACUCCUGAAGGACAUCAAAACCACCUUGAGCAGGUGCGAGAGGAAAAAGUUCUCGCAGUUACUCGAUGUUUCCCCUGAGCUGGAAAAAAGAUUCUGUGAUUUCACAGAGAAAACCGCAUUCAUCAAGAAGGCUGUGGAGAAAUUUCAAGGCACAAUGGAGUUCGAACUUCCUUUAACAACACAGAUGACGCUGGACCCGAACACGGCCAAAGCCAAGCUUUACCUCUCGGAAGACUGCAAGGUUGUGUGGUGGGGAAACCGUGAGCACGACCUGCCCUCCAACCCGGAGAGGUUCAAAUUCCAUCCCUGUGUGCUGGGCUCGAGGGGCUUCACAUCAGGUUGGCACAGCUGGGAGGUGGAGAUCUGCAAAGACGGCAUGUGGUCCAUCGGGGUGGCCAAGGAGUCGGUGCCGAGGGAGACUUGUUUACCCCUGACACCCGAAAAGGGGGUAUGGGCACUGUGUCACAUCACUGAAGGGUACAAGGCUCUGACCUCUCCUUAUAUCACCGUCUUGACGCUACGCAAUGCACCCCAGCGGAUACGAGUCUGCUUGGACUAUCAGGAAGGGAGGGUGCUGUUUUUUGAUGCUGUGCGCAAGACACGGAUCUUUGCUUUUCUGCAGGCUUCUUUCAAAGGGGAGACAGUCUACCCAUGGUUGGGAAGAGCCAUGGCUACGCAGAGCCCGGUGGAAAGCCUGCACAGCGAAGCCUCCUGCUCCAUCUGCCUGGGUUAUUUCCAAGACCCUGUCUCCAUCCACUGCGGCCACAACUUCUGCCGGGCGUGCAUCACCCGCUGGUGGGAAGGGCUGGAGGCACAUUUCUGCUGCCCGCGGUGCAGGCAGACGCUGCAGAAGAGCUUCCGUCCCAGCAGGGAGCUGGCAAAUAUUGCCGAAAUCGCCAGGCAGCUGAGCCUGCGGGCAGGAGGAGGAGCAGCGGGAUGGGAGAACUUGUGCAGGCAACACCAGGAGCCUCUGAAGCUCUUCUGCAAGGAGGACCAGCAGCCCAUCUGCACGGUGUGUGACAGGUCCCAGGCUCACCGCUUCCACACCGUGGUCCCCGUCAAAGAAGCUGCCCAGGAAUAUAAGGAAGAAAUCCAGGCCCUCCUACAGGCUUUAAAGGGUGAGAGAGAAAAAUACCUGGAAAGCAGAAAAACCGGAGUAAGGAAGAGCUCAUACCUGGAGAAAACCAAAACCGAAGGGAAGAAGAUAGUGUGCGAAUUUGAGCAAUUGCACCAAUUUUUGAAGGACCAAGAGCGCCUCCUCCUGACCCAGCUGGUAGACCUGGACCAGGCCAUCACCAGGGUCCAGGAGGAAGCGGUGGCGAAGGUCUCGGAGGAGAUGUCCCACCUCGACACCCUGAUUUGGGAGAUGGAGGGGAAAUUCCAGCAGCCGGCGAGCCAGUUCCUGCAGGACAUCAGAAGACUCUUGAAUAGUUGUCAGAUGAUGAAGUUCAACCCUCCGGUGGAGAUUUCCUCCGAUCUGGAAAGAAGACUUGAGGACUUUGUUCAGAGAAACGUCCUCGUGAGAGACACACUGAGGAAAUGCCAAGACAGCCUGAUGUUUAAAUUGCAAGAGCCAACCAACGUGACCCUGGACCCGGCCACGGCUCACCCCAACCUCCACCUCUCCGAGGACCGAAAACAAGCCAGGGGCCAGCUGACGCGGCAGGACCUCCCGGACAACCCGGAGAGAUUUGACUUCGAACCCUGCGUGCUGGGCUGCGAGGGCUUCACCUCGGGGAGACACUUCUGGGAGGUGGAGGUGGGGCAGGGGGGUGUCUGGGCCCUGGGGGUGGCCCGAGCAUCGGUCAAGAGGAAGGGACCGACGAGCCUCGCCCCCAACGAGGGGGUCUGGGCGCUGGAAGCUUAUCACUCCCUCACAUCCCCCCGUGCCAACCUGCGCCUGAACCCGCUUCCCAGGAGGAUACGGGUCUCCUUGGACUAUGAAGGAGGGCGGGUGGCAUUUUUCAGCGCGGACGAUGAUGCUCCCAUCUUGGCUUAUACCGGAGCCUUGUUCAAUGGGGAGAGGGUCUUCCCCUGGUUCAAGAUGGGGAUAGGGGCUCGUUUGCAAGAAAUCACCCAAACCCCACCCUCAGAGGGCCAGUCCAUGACUGGGCAGCUGAUGUCCCCUCUGGACUGGGUAGGGUUCAGGUUUCCCCUCCAGAUCUGUCCUUGAGACGUCUGUCAAUCAGACCUUAAUGAAAGGGACAUCUCCUGUGUGAUGCCAGCUGUUUGCUGUGGUUGCUCAGAGCAUCUCGCCGAGAGAACACGCUGCUCCUCUCCCGCGUCCGUCUCUGUUGGGAGCUUUGGGAUAGCACCUGUACGGCAAGGAUGAGGAGAUGGGGACACCAGCAGGCAGUGGUGAGGAAGAAGGAUCAGCCGGUACAAGGUGAUGGAGUCAGCAUGUCAGAAGGAAGGGAACAUCGAGGGGUUGAUCAAGGAUGGAGAGCACUCAGGACUUUCAAACGUGUGGUCUUUUUUAAUUCAUUUUGCCUUUAACGGCCUGAAUCCUCCUGUUUGUAUCUCUUUCCAAAGUGUUUUUUUUCUGACAUGAAUGGCAAGGCAGAUCCAGAGUCUGUUCUGCCAAGGGAGGUGGCCUUUCACUACAAACUGGCUUGGUUUGGGGAGCUGGUCUCUAUCUCUGUCUACAUUUCGGAUAUUUAUUUUAAAUAAAACAACAUUUUGUUUUGCACUCUCCA
This is a messenger RNA of Gymnogyps californianus (California condor), 3970 nucleotides long. RefSeq lists its product as uncharacterized. Gene Ontology annotation, molecular function: protein binding; zinc ion binding. The record is from RefSeq and is a predicted model, not a curated record. NCBI's taxonomy places the organism in Eukaryota, Metazoa, Chordata, Aves, Accipitriformes, Cathartidae.